GCCCAAAAAACGAUUAACGACGCGAAAAAUGAAAACGCAAUAUACAAAAACAAAAUUAAAGUGAAAUUAAACGCAACUACGUCGGAUUGCAGGUGCGGUAGCCAGUUGAGCAAUAGUCGAAGCGAACACAAGAAACGGCGCAGAGCUAAAGAAGUCUAGCUUCGGGAAAAAAGAGCCAUAAAAAUCGAUUCUUCAAAGAAGUCACAGCACAGUCAUACGCUGCGGGCAAGAAUUUUCGCGCGGGCGGUGUACCCUGGAAUGGUACCUGGCGUUACUUUUGCCUACAGCUCGCCAAUUUAAAAGGGGCCUCGAAAAACUUUAGAUCUACCCACUGUGCGAGCGAGGGGAGAAGAGAGUGGUGUGGAGGCCAUCCCAACCUGUGCACUGUGUACUAUGCACCUGUAAUUGUGUGAGUGAGAGAGUGUGUGUUCAUGUGCGAAAAGAUAAUUAUAUUUGAGGGUACAUUCAUUUGUUUGCGAAACAAACGAACCUACAAAUCGGACAGGACAUUCGAAUCAUAAUCUUAAUUAACUAAUUUUGGGCAAACAUUUGAGUGUGCGUCGCGGCGCACAUAUAAAGAAUGUCAGCACACAACAGUGAAACGCAUGUGUGUUGUGUGAAUGUGUCUGUGCGCAGUAAUAACAAAGCAGUGAAUGACGAAAGUCAAGAAUGAAAGGGAAAUAUGCCUCCCCCCCCAGGCACAGGCAAAGGCAAACACACACACAGUCCACCCCCCGCAUGACGUAUAUAUGUAUUGUUGGAUGUGGGUCUGUCUGCGCGGCGCUAAUUGAAUAGCUCACACAAUUUUGGCGCACUCCCCCCCCGCGCUAGUCCGCUUAGAGCCUUACAACUUCCACCUGCCUUAUAGAUUGCGUGCGCAUGACUCCGAGGACAACAAAACCAGCCAAAAAUAUCCAUAAUAAUGGAGACCCAACUCUGCCGUCCGUAUAGUCCCCCUCUGGCGUCGAACGGAGCCAAGUGAGUGGUGCAUGAAUCACUCCCUCGCCCGCAUCAACAUCCACAUCCAUCACCAGCUUCGAAGCCUUCACGAUGUCAAGUGAUAAGAUCAAAGUUGCUGUAAGGGUGCGACCCUUCAAUCGCCGCGAAAUCGAAUUGGGUACAAAAUGUAUCGUGGAAAUGGAAAAACAACAGACGAUAUUGCAGAAUCCACCACCAUUGGAGAAAAUCGAAAGAAAACAACCAAAGACAUUUGCAUUCGAUCAUUGCUUCUACUCGUUGAACCCGGAGGAUGACAACUUCGCGUCCCAGGAGACGGUGUUCGAUUGCGUGGGACGUGAUAUACUGGACAAUGCAUUCCAGGGCUAUAAUGCGUGCAUAUUCGCUUAUGGCCAGACAGGGUCCGGUAAGUCCUACACGAUGAUGGGCUCUCAGGAGAACAAGGGCAUUAUACCGCGCCUGUGUGAUAAGCUCUUCUCGGCCAUUGCCAACAAGUCAACGCCCGAGCUGAUGUACAAAGUGGAAGUCUCCUACAUGGAGAUCUACAACGAGAAGGUCCACGAUCUGCUCGACCCGAAGCCAAACAAGCAGUCUCUCAAAGUGCGCGAACACAACGUGAUGGGUCCCUAUGUCGAUGGUUUGUCGCAGCUGGCCGUGGCAUCCUACCAGGACAUCGACAACCUCAUGACCGAGGGCAACAAAUCCCGGACGGUGGCGGCCACCAACAUGAAUGCCGAGUCGUCGCGCUCCCAUGCCGUCUUCUCGGUGGUGCUCACCCAGAUACUCACGGAUCAGGCAACGGGCGUCAGCGGGGAGAAGGUUUCGCGGAUGUCUCUCGUAGACUUGGCAGGCUCCGAGCGUGCCGUGAAGACGGGCGCUGUCGGCGAUCGUCUCAAGGAGGGCUCCAACAUAAACAAAUCUCUGACCACGCUGGGCCUGGUCAUCUCCAAGCUGGCCGAUCAGACCAAUGGCAAGCGCAAUGGAAACGACAAAUUUGUGCCCUAUCGGGACUCUGUGCUCACCUGGCUGCUGAAGGACAAUCUGGGCGGCAACUCCAGGACCGUAAUGGUGGCCACAAUCUCACCGUCGGCGGACAACUACGAGGAGACGUUGUCCACGCUGCGCUAUGCGGAUCGGGCCAAGCGCAUCGUCAACCACGCCGUGGUCAACGAAGAUCCCAAUGCCCGGAUCAUUCGGGAGCUGCGGCACGAGGUGGAGACGCUGAGGAGCAUGCUGAAGCACGCCACGGGAUCGCCGGUGGGCGAUGUGCAGGAUAAACUGGCCGAGAGCGAGAAUCUAAUGAAGCAGAUCUCGCAGACUUGGGAGGAGAAGCUGGUCAAGACGGAGCGCAUCCAGAACGAGCGACAGCAGGCCCUGGAGAAAAUGGGCAUCAGUGUGCAGGCCAGCGGCAUCAAGGUGGAGAAGAACAAGUACUAUUUGGUCAAUUUGAAUGCGGAUCCGUCCCUCAACGAACUGCUGGUCUACUACCUAAAGGAACGGACGCUGAUUGGCGGUCGCAGCAUUAGCGGACAACAGCCCGAUAUACAGCUCUCUGGGCUGGGCAUUCAACCGGAGCAUUGUGUGAUCACCAUUGAGGACAGCGGGCUGUAUAUGGAGCCGGUCCAGGGAGCGCGUUGCUUCGUCAACGGAUCGGCGGCCGUGGAGAAGACUCCGCUCCAGAACGGCGAUCGCAUCCUGUGGGGCAAUCAUCAUUUCUUCCGCGUCAACUCUCCAAAGAGCAACAACACGAGCAUGAGCGCCUCGGAGACACAGACGCCGGCACAGUUGAUCGACUACAACUUUGCGCGCGACGAGAUUAUGCAGAACGAGCUGAGCAAUGACCCCAUUCAGACGGCCAUUGCUCGCCUGGAGCGCCAGCACGAGGAAGAUAAGCAGGUGGCGCUGGAGAAGCAGCGGCAGGAGUACGAACGCCAGUUCCAGCAACUGCGCAACAUUCUCUCGCCCAGCACCCCCUAUGCCCCAUAUGCCCCCUACGAUCCGCUGCGCAUGGGCAAGAUAACCCCGAAUACUCCGACCUCCCAGAUGCGGGUCGAGAAGUGGGCACAGGAGCGCGAUGAAAUGUUCCGACGUUCGCUGGGACAGCUGAAAACGGACAUCAUGCGAGCCAAUUCCCUGGUGCAAGAGGCCAACUUCCUGGCCGAGGAAAUGGAGAAGAAGACCAAAUUCUCGGUCACCCUGCAAAUACCGCCGGCCAAUCUGAGUCCCAACAGACGACGGGCCUUUGUUAGCGAGCCCGCGAUUCUGGUGAAGCGCACAAAUUCCGGCAGCCAAAUAUGGACGAUGGAGAAGCUGGAAAACAAACUGAUCGACAUGCGAGAGAUGUACCAGGAGCACAAGGAGCGCGUGCCCAACGGAUUGCCCCUUGUAGAGCAAUUCUCAGACGAUGAAUACGAUGACAAGGACGAUGACAAUGCCAAGCCGCAGGACCCGUUCUACGAGUCGCAGGAGAACCACAAUCUCAUUGGCGUGGCCAACAUAUUCCUGGAGGUGCUCUUCCAAGACGUCAAGCUGGACUACCACACGCCCAUCAUCAGCCAGCAGGGAGAGGUGGCAGGACGCCUGCAGGUGGAGGUGGAGCGCAUAGCCGGCCAGAUGCCGCAGGACCGCAUGUGCGAGUCAGUCUCGGAGUCCUCGGAGAACUCGCGCGACGAGUACGAUGACCCUGUCGAUCCCUCCUCCAACCAGAUCACGUGCCGCGUCACCAUCAAGUGCGCAACAGGCCUGCCCCUGUCCCUCUCCAACUUUGUGUUCUGCCAGUACACGUUCUGGGGCCACCAGGAGAUGGUGGUGCCCGUGAUCAAUGCCGAGUCCACGGCCCACGAUCAGAAUAUGGUAUUCAAGUUCGAGCACACAAAGGACUUUACGGUCACCAUCAACGAGGAGUUCCUCGAGCACUGCAUCGAGGGAGCCCUGUCGAUUGAGGUCUGGGGCCAUCGCAGUGCCGGAUUCUCCAGGACCAAGGGCUGGGACGUGGAGCAGCAGCAGGCCAAGGCCCGUUCCCUGGUCGACCGCUGGGCGGAGCUGUCGCGCAAAAUCGAGCUCUGGGUGGAGAUCCACGAGCUGAACGACAGCGGCGAGUACUCGCCCGUGGAAGUGACCAAUCGCAACGAGGUUCUGACCGGUGGCAUCUACCAGCUGCGCCAGGGUCAGCAGCGACGGGUCAAUGUGCGCGUGAAGCCUGUCCAAAACUCGGGAACGCUGCCCAUUAUCUGCCAGUCGAUUGUGAACGUGGCUAUUGGCAGUGUGACGGUUCGCUCGCGGCUGCAGCGGCCACUCGACUCCUACCAGGAGGAAGAUCUCACCGUCUUGCGUGAGAAGUGGAGCGAGGCGCUGGGACGUCGUCGCCAGUACCUGGACCAGCAGAUCCAGAUGCUGAUCAAGAAUGAGGAGAAGAACGAGCAGGAGCGGGAGCGGGAGCUGAGCCUGGUGCAUCAGUGGGUCUCCCUGACGGAGGAACGCAACGCAGUGCUGGUGCCGGCGCCCGGUUCGGGCAUACCGGGAGCCCCUGCUUCCUGGGAGCCGCCAUCUGGCAUGGAGCCGCAUGUGCCCGUGCUCUUCUUAAACCUCAACGGCGACGACCUGUCCGCCCAGAACACCAACGACGAGCUCUCCAUUGCGGGCAUCAAUUCCAUUCUCUCCAAGGAGCACGGCCACAAAUUCUACACGCUGCAGAUCCUGCAGCAUCUGGACAAGGACGUGUGCUGUGUGGCCAGCUGGGACUCGUCCAUGCACGACAGCCAGGCCCUCAACCGCGUCACUGAGGCCAACGAACGUGUCUAUCUCAUUCUGCGCACCACAGUGCGUCUCUCGCAUCCUGCCCCCAUGGAUCUGGUGCUGCGGAAGCGCCUCAGCAUCAACAUCAAGAAAGGACAGAUGCUGACGGAUCGCCUCAAGAAGUUCCGACUUGUGCGGGGCGAGAACGCCAUUUGGCAGAGUGGCGUUACCUACGAGGUGGUCUCCAACAUUCCGAAAGCCUCCGAAGAGCUCGAGGAUCGCGAGUCGCUCGCCCAGCUAGCGGCCAGCGGAGACGAUUGCUCGGCCAGCGAUGGCGAGACAUACAUAGAGAAAUACACCCGGGGCGUUUCGGCAGUGGAGAGCAUUUUGACCCUGGAUCGGCUGCGGCAGAAUGUGGCUGUCAAGGAGCUGGAGACGGCCCAUGGCCAGCCGCUGUCCAUGCGCAAGACCGUCAGUGUGCCGAACUUCUCGCAGAUAAUGCGCUUCGAUGCGUCGAUGGAGUCGCUGCUGAAUGUGGGACGCUCCGAGUCCUUUGCCGAUCUCAAGAACAGUGCCCUGGGCAAUAAGUUUACGCCAGUUCACAGCGGAGGGGGAGGAUCCGGCAACGGAGUCAUACGCAACCGGCACAGCUUCGGCGGCAAGGGCAGCAGCGAGGAGUCGCCUGGAAAAGCCUUCGGCAUUGCAUCGCCGGCCACCAGCAAGCUGCUGGGUAUGCGCAUGACCACGCUGCAUGAGGAGCCCCUGGGUGGACAUCGAUCGCUCGAUGAGGAGCCCGAGGACAGCUACAGCGACUCGGAAUAUGCCGCAGAGUAUGAGCAGGAGCGCCAGCAGAACAGGAGCCUGGCCAAGCGGUCACGCCUCACGGCGUCCAAGACCAUGGACUCGUUCAUGGAUGUCAGCAGCCACUCGAGCAACAACUACUUGAGCUACACGUCGAGCGCCAAUGCGAAUAUGAAGCACUUGACAGGUCUGGCCACGCUCAGCAUGAGCUCGUCCACCAGCAGUGGCUAUGGCUCCCAGGCCGUUUCCUGUAAUAAUCUGAGCAACGAGGACAUAACUUCCAUGCGUUCCAUGAGCAUUGACGAGACUCCAGAUUUGGAUCGCGUCAAUUCAAAUUCGCCACCAAACCGUCAGGCUCGAGUCAACCCCUUCCUCAAGGACAUGCCUAAAGCCAAAACACAAAAGACAGUCGAGCCCCAAGCUAAGACGCUGCGGGAGGCGUUCACACACCCCCUGGAGCAGCCAGAGUCGAAGGAAGCCGGCCAAAGUGAUGAUGAGUGCGAGCAGGUGCCCAAAAAUAAAAUAAACAACAACAACAACGAUAGCAUUGUCAAGGAGGAGCCACAGCAUGCGCCCGAUGAAGAACUUCAGGAGGUAGUGGAAGAUGAGUCAGAGCAGAGACAGGAACUUUCCACAGACAAUCAGAACGGCAAUCAAUCGCUGGACGAGGCCACACACAACAUUUCAGAGCAGAACCUUGAGGGCGAUGGCAUCGUCAGAGAAGAACUGCCGGCUGGCAAAGUGAUGCGGCGCAAAAAGUCCAAUACGCAGCCACCGAACAACAUUGGCAAUAGCAACAAUAACAAUAACAACUGCAACAGCACAAGCCAAACGGCACGCACCAACCAGCGUGCCUCGGUGGCCAAAAUGGAAGGCCUGGCAGCGCACAUGGACCCCAGCAUUAUGUCCAGCAGCACAGAAGUCGAGGACGAUGGCAAGGAUAUGGUGCAUCUGACGCUGCCCGAUUGGAUUGUGGUGGGUGAGUCGGUGCUGAUCCGCCCGUCCAACGCCAGCGGCGUCAUACGGUAUGUGGGCACGACACACUUUCAGGCUGGAGCCUGGAUUGGCGUGGAACUGGACACGCCUACAGGCAAAAACGAUGGCACCAUGGAGGGCAUACAGUAUUUCCAGUGCAGGCCAAAGUACGGCAAGUUUGUGCGACCUGACAAGCUGCAGCUGGACAAGCGCGGCAAGGCGAUGAGAGCCUACAAAGCCGCCGAGAAGAGCAACAGCAUCGGCAAAGAAAUGAGCAGCUCGAUGACACGCUCCAAGAGCCGUGGCGACUCGCUAAAUGUGUCGGCGCGCAAAUGAUCGUACCCAAAGUGUUCGCAUCAGCUGCAGCGUUGGACUAAUUGCAGACAAUCGACGCUGGUCACCUGCGCUCUCAGCCAGCCAACGACCUGCCACAGAUUGCGUGCAACCAGCAGCGCUGCAGAUGCGAACAGUCAUGGCAAAAAGUGCUAUGCCAAUCGACGCUCGACGGCCUUCUAAGGCUGCCAACCAACAAUGACAAACGAUGACGGAUAAUGUCGAUUACGAAGAUGAUGACAAGGUCGUCCAGCAACGAACAAUGCGGAGCAUAAUCCACAUGCCAACCAUUUACUAGCUUACUUAACUAUUCUCUCACCACGCCGCAAAUGAAAUGCGGUACACUUAACCCUCGCGCUUCUCUAAGUAGUUUAAGGCGGUGUCUACAGCAGAACAGAACUAAAUACUAAUCUAGCUAAACUAAACUAAGCCAGGCAGGGCGCUCGCGUUGAGCCGGCCGGCACGAAACUCACCAGGGACGCUGCACACCCCGACACCAGCAGGGUAAAAACUCCUGUUGCCAAGGUCGAGGUGAGCCGCGGGUCCGGUGAGGAGGAGGAAAGGAAGAGAACGCAUACCGCUUCUCACUACAGCAGGGUAAAACCCUGUUGCCAGAGUCAGAGCGGGAGCGUAGGGACCAAGAAAAAAAGGAAGGGGCGGCGCACCCGCCGAAACGCGUACCACUUCUCACUCCAGCAGGGUAAAACCCUGUUGCCAGAGUCAGAGCGGGAGCGGGACCGAAAACAGUCAGGAAAACGGAAGGGGAAGGGGACCGCAGUCGGUGGUCCGACCGGGGAAAGCAAAUGGAAGCAAAAGAAUUCUUAGUCAUAUGAUCGAAGUUUUAUUGGCCUGGUUUCCCUCGCACUCCCUUCUACUUCUACCGCUACCUUGGCCAUCGGCCAGCUCACCCGCGGAUCCGGCGUCUGUGCUCCUGCAGCUCGUCCAUGCUUCCUCCACUUCUUAGGCGCCCGGCCGUUCAACACUUUUUCUUGCUUUUCUAGUCACUCCGCGGCGUUCCGUCUUUGCUCGCUUCCGAAAAUCGACUCCCGCUCUCGCCACGGUCGCUCGACGCCCUCACCACGCCUGGCGCUCGUUUUCGGGCCAACGGGAUUUUCUCGAAAGAGAUCUGCUCUGUUGCCGGCUGAGCGUGGCUCUCUCUUCGCUGUUCUCUUUGCGGCUAUUCUGUGUGAGCUGGCCGUUUGGCGGGAUUUCGGCUAUGCAAAAAUUAACUAGCUUAUUUACUAACAUAGAAGAUGAUUUUGACUGAUACAAAUCUCGCUCCAUUGCGAUGUCUUAUAUUUUCAGGUUGUCUUCUUAAUCAAUUAACUCUCGUUACUAUGUGAGGCUCCCAGUAUGGGUCCUCACAUGGUUUAUGAUGAGCUUAUAUUUUUAAUUGUUAUUGACUAUAUAUAUAUGUAUAUGAAAUUUAUGAGAUCAUUUGUAUAUAUUUAUAACUUUAAGAUCAUGCAAUAUUUUCUUGUAUACACGUAUAUUCUACUUUCUUUCCUAUUCCCCGGGCUCACAUUCUGUUAAGCGCAUUUAUAUACAGAACAGACUACCGGAUUACAAUGUUAGUAAUAAUUAAAGCGACAUAUUCUA
Messenger RNA from Drosophila miranda, 8400 nucleotides. RefSeq names its product kinesin-like protein KIF13A. Gene Ontology annotation, cellular component: kinesin complex; microtubule. Gene Ontology annotation, biological process: microtubule-based movement; cytoskeleton-dependent intracellular transport. The record is from RefSeq and is a predicted model, not a curated record. NCBI's taxonomy places the organism in Eukaryota, Metazoa, Arthropoda, Insecta, Diptera, Drosophilidae. Gene Ontology annotation, molecular function: ATP hydrolysis activity; microtubule binding; ATP binding.